CAACGGCAAAUAUUAUAGUGCAUCCCAGGACACCUGUGUUCACAGGAUCAGCUCUUUGAAACUAUAUUUGGAUGUACAAGCUAUUAAAAGCUUCUUGUACUGAGUGACCUUUCAGGCAGAAUUUAGAUCGAAUACUCACACUGCUGCUGCCUGUUGCUGAGUGGAAGAGAGCAGAAAACCCUGGAUUCAAACCACUAUUGGGUUUUUGUUUUGCUUGUUUUGUUUCUUUUUCAUUUUGCCUUAAGAAGAUGAGCAAUGAAACCACAACCCUGAUAUCCUUAAAGGAGGCAAUGAAAAGAGUAGACCACAAACUCCAAGCGUUAGAAGCACAGUUUAAAGAACUGGACUUCACCAAGGAUAAUCUGACACAGAAAUUUGAACAUCAUAGCAAGACUUUGGCAAACCAAGCUGCGCAAGAUGAACUGUGGACAGCAGUUCUGUCAUUCAAGUUCACUCCAAUGGAAUUGAAUAUUUUAUACAGCUACGUCAUUGAAGUACUCAUCCGCUUGCACACUCAUGUGCUUGAGAAGCUGCCAGAUCUGGUGAGAGGUCUUCCCACCUUAGCCUCCAUCCUUAGACGAAAAGUCAAGAACAAGCGCAUUAGAGUUGUGUGGGAGUCUGUCCUGGAGGAGCAUGGGAUGCAAGAAGGAGAUAUCACAGCACUGUGUACCUUCUUUGUAGCACAUGGUAACAAGGCAGAACACUACAUUGCUAAAGUAAGGCAAAUGUAUAUAAAAGAUGUCAAUUUCAUGAUCACUAAUAUGGUAAAGAACCAGGCUCUGCAGGAUGGUUUGCUAAAGGCUGUUCAGGUCAUUGAGAAGGGAAAAGCAGUGGGGGCCCCUGAAAAGCAAAAGUCAUCCCUAGAAGAGUUGAUACCAUCAGCCAAAAGCUAACCUGUUACUCUAGACCCAGAGAUUACACUUCUAGUAAUUUAUCUUGCAAAUGGGAAAAAAUACAUACAUGCAAUUUAUUACAGGCUUAUUUUUAUAGCAAAAGUGAGGAGAGUGUUAAAUUAUGAUAUACUGAUACAGUGGAUACUUUCUGUGUAGCAAUACAAGAGAAAGAAGAAGCUCUUCGUGUAAUCGUAUAGUAAUAUGGAUUUAUCACCAAGAUGUGUUGUUUUAAAAUAUUCAUUUCCAAUAUAUAUUGCUAAAUGGAAAAAAUGGGCAAAAACAAACAUAUAGGCUACUAUAUCUAUAAACUUCAUAAACUUCUUCUGGAGAAAUACAUUAAAAAGUGAUAACCUUGGUUUACUCAGGGAAGAAAACUGAGAGGAUAGGGAUCAAAUGUAGGAGGAAGUCUUUUCAAUGUUAAUCCAUUUGUACUUUUUGAAUUUUGAACCAUGUGAAUGUAUGUACUAAA
Physeter macrocephalus (sperm whale) is the source of this 1362-nucleotide messenger RNA. RefSeq names its product single-pass membrane protein with coiled-coil domains 1 (gene SMCO1). The coding region runs from base 249 to 893 and encodes 214 amino acids. NCBI's taxonomy places the organism in Eukaryota, Metazoa, Chordata, Mammalia, Artiodactyla, Physeteridae. The record is from RefSeq and is a predicted model, not a curated record. The transcript has 3 exons.